This is a messenger RNA of Myotis daubentonii (Daubenton's bat), 2115 nucleotides long. RefSeq names its product low density lipoprotein receptor class A domain containing 1 (gene LDLRAD1). NCBI's taxonomy places the organism in Eukaryota, Metazoa, Chordata, Mammalia, Chiroptera, Vespertilionidae. Gene Ontology annotation, cellular component: plasma membrane. The record is from RefSeq and is a predicted model, not a curated record. Gene Ontology annotation, molecular function: protein binding.
GCAACAUCCCCCUAGAAGAGCAGGAUGGGGUCUAACAUCUCCAUUUUGGAGUUAGGAAACAGUCUCUGAGAGGAGAGGUGGCCAGCCAGGGCUCGGAGACUUGAGGAAUACAUAGGAGGAGUGACGAGCGCUGAGGUGGGGACAGUGCCUCAUUUCUAUCCAGGUCUGGAAGCAGAUCUCCAGGUCCCUGGGUCAAUCUAAUUGUGGUGCCCACUUAGCAUUCUCCCAACUCAGAGUUGAGGCCUGGAGUUAGAGGCAGUCCCAGGCCUCAAGCAAAUCUCUUGGUAAUUGUAGACAGACUGAGGCAUCCAGCAAUAAUAUGGCACCUUCACAGGCUACAAAAACAUUCACAUAUGUGCACUCACUUUAUCCUCACAACUAUGAGGUAAGUAUUCUUAUACCCAUUCUUCAGAUGAGGAAACUAAGACUUAGAGAGGCUGUGAUUGGCCACCUUAAAUUUGAUAGGUAUUAAUUUAGCAGAGUCUGGAUGAAAACCCAGGUGUGUCUGACUCAAGCUGGGGUUUACUGAUCUCAUGUCCAGAGGGUCACCUAGCCACAGCCAGACCAUAAGAAAUGCAGGGAAGGUAAACCCAGGGAAGCAGGGAGAGUGAAAGAAGGCUUCAUGAAGUGAGACUUUUACCUGGUCUGGGCAAGAAAGAGAGAGGGAGCCAGCCGAAGUCACUCUAAGCAAGUGACAAGCUACAGACUGGGAGAGAGAUGUAUAACCCAUGUAACAAAUGAUUCAAUUCAGCAUAAAGAAAUCCGUAAAUCAAUAAGAACAAGACAAACCACCCAUAAAAAAGUGGGAAAGAGAUGGGAAAAAGCAAUUCACCAGGUAGGAAACCCAUAGGAAAAGGGUAGUCUAACCGCAUGGAGUAGGGACAGGGCUUUUCAAAUUGUGAUCAGGCUGACAGGCAGGUGAGCAGUUAGGAGCCAGCGGUCCAGGAUUGUGAGAGGGAUAGCUGACGGCCGGUUUAGGUCCACUCCCGGGUGCUGAGGGCAUUCAGUCUCAUCACUGACAUGGAGGAAAAAGCACGCCCUGAAAAGCUCCUGAUUUCAACCCCCACCCCCUACCUGAGGGCUAUUUCUCUCUGUACCUCAGGCUCUUUGUCAAAUGGGGAGGAGGAUUUCAGCAGCCUUGGAGCCUUGCCCUCAGAUGCAGGGUGGGGAGAGGCUGGGCAGGAGCAGGGCCCUCCUGCCCUUUCCUGGUCUGGGAGGCAGCCUGGAAAGGGACUGCCCACAGCGCGGGUGUGGCCAGGCAGGGCCUUCAGUCCUCCCUCCUCCAGGCUGCCCUGGUGACAAGGCAGGGAACCUGAGCUGAAUUCUACACAUCAACUCCAGUGACCAGAGACUAGAGCUGGGAGCUAGGAGUUGGAGACAUGAACAAGGUCUUCCCCCAGGGGGACAUCAAUGGCAAUGCUGCUGCUGGGACCAAAGUCCUCCCGGGAGAAGCAGGCUGCACCGCACCCUGCUGCUCCGGCCGAGGGGCCUGCCUCUCAGCCUUCGUGCUGCUCCUGCUGGCAGCUGUCGCGGCCCUCAUCGCCCUGGUCGUCAUCCUUGGAUCCCCACCACGUACACCAGGGGCCCAGGCCUGCGUGACGCUGACGAACAGGACCGGCUUCCUGUGCCAUGACCGGAGGAGCUGCAUCUCGGCCAGCGGGGUCUGUGACGGCGUCCGCACCUGUCCCCACGGCGAGGACGAGGAGGAGGCCUUGUGCCGAGAUGUGCCCCAGAGUCUGCCCGGCUUCCUUGUGGCCCAUUGUGGAAACCCAGCUUCCUGGAUCUACUCAGACCAAAAGUGUGAUGGAACCAACAACUGUGGGGACUGCUCGGAUGAACUGAGCCCAGUGACUGCAUGCCCGCCCUGCGGCCCUGGGUGGUGGCGCUGCCCCUCCACUGUCUUCAAGUAUUGCGACUGUAUCCCGAGGAGCCUCUGCCGGGACCGUGUGCAGCACUGCUCCGACUGGUCUGACGAGUACUCCUGUCCUGGGCCCUGAGUGGCACCAGGCCCGAGCAGGACACUGGUUGAAUGGCACUGGUGGUAAUCCUUCACAUGAGCAUCGAAUCGAAGAACAUGAGGGCAGGAAGGAGCCAUCAAGAUCACCUAGUGCAGUG